Messenger RNA from Octopus sinensis (East Asian common octopus), 1044 nucleotides. Its product is annotated as eukaryotic translation initiation factor 2A. Lineage: Eukaryota; Metazoa; Mollusca; Cephalopoda; Octopoda; Octopodidae. The record is from RefSeq and is a predicted model, not a curated record. The transcript has 7 exons. The coding region runs from base 164 to 637 and encodes 157 amino acids.
UUCAGAUUCAGAACAGAAGUUUUUCAAGCUUGGUGCUGGAAGAAUUGCAAGCAGUCAUUCCGUGGUGGAUACAAACCAAGCUGAACUUAGGUUACCGGCUCACAAGUUUAAUAACAGUCAAGAUAACUUUCCAGUCUAUCAGUUCAGCUCAAAUAGCUUGCUGAUGGCAUCAGAAGGAAUUGGACGAGGAAGAGGAAAAGGUUUGAAACCAUCAGUUCCAGUUGGCCGAGGAAGAGGAACUUCAGGUUGUAAAGAGAAUGUGACGAAAUUAGGGAAACCUGGUGCCUCUCAGACUGCAACAAAGCCAGGAAAUGCCUCUGCUGUAGAAUCAGACAAAUUAUCUGUGUCUGUUGAUAAAACCUGGUUACAGGAUGUGAAUCAAAAUUGUAAGAAAAAGAAGACCAAGACCAAGAAUGCCUGUGCCAAAACUGUGAUUAAAGAGGAACCACCAACUCCUGUGUCGACUGAAGAUGAAGCCAAAACGAUUCGUCGUCUUCGAAAGAAACUUCGUCAGAUUAGUUUAUUGGAAGAACAAAAGUCUGCUGGAUUGUCACUUGAUAAAGACCAGAUCGCCAAAAUAGCUAUGAAAGAGACGUUAUGUAAACAACUAGAAUCCCUGGAAUUAAGAGACCAUUGAUGACUAGUGGAGCCUUAACUGCCGAAAUUCUUUGAAUUUAUAUAUUCAGAAAUAUUUUAUUUUCCUUUCUAAACAUUUGUCAGAAACCUGGUGAAUACUGAACUCAAGACAUUUGGGUUUGAGUUCCUAUCGCAGCAAGUAUUGUGUUGUCCUUAGACAAGACUCUUAACACAACAUGCUUUGCAAAUAAUAAUAAUAAUAAUUAAAAAAAAUCAUCCUACCUUUUAAAAAAAAUUCUAAUAAUCUAAUAUUUUCCCCCCUUAAAUUCAUUUUCCAUUACAAGUUUGGAAAAUGCAUCAAAAUAUGAGAGAAAAUGAUAUGAGACUUCAAAUUGUUUGCUAAGGGCUUGUGCAAUCACUGUGAGCUGGAAUUAAAAAAGAAAAGAAAAAGGAAAUUGUCUCAUGACA